This is a messenger RNA of Mercenaria mercenaria, 4270 nucleotides long. Its product is annotated as UDP-GalNAc:beta-1,3-N-acetylgalactosaminyltransferase 1-like. The transcript is spliced from 2 exons. NCBI's taxonomy places the organism in Eukaryota, Metazoa, Mollusca, Bivalvia, Venerida, Veneridae. Gene Ontology annotation, cellular component: membrane. Gene Ontology annotation, molecular function: hexosyltransferase activity. Bases 319 to 1467 code for a protein of 382 amino acids. The record is from RefSeq and is a predicted model, not a curated record.
AGUUAACAUGCAUGGCUGUGUUUAUUUACAAUAAAGAUUUGGCUUUUCAAAAGGAAAAGAAAAAUAAUGUUUAGCUGACUACUAAAUGAAUUACAUGAUAUUGUGAAGAAGUGGAAUUAUUAUUUGUUCAGAUGGAUUAUCGAUAUAAUUUAGGCAAUGGAACCCUGACGCGCGGAUUUGACGUCACAGCAUCAUGCAAAUGGAGUACGGAUACAAUUUAGGCAAUGAGGCAUUGACGCACGGAUUUUACGCCAUAGCAUCCUGGAGAACAGAUAUGAUUUAGGCAGAUUUUUAAGACGGUUUUACUCGUCGGCUAAAAUGAGAGUUAGGCAAAAUUCAAAGAUAAUAAGAUUUUGCGUUCUGUGUACGUUCUUUAUACAUGUCGUCAUAAUGAUAAUUGUAUCAAAUGAAUGCCAGUGGAUGGACGAAGGAUACAGAGAGAAAUAUCUCCACAGCGUCAUGACAUCUGAUUCAUCUCAUAAAAUCAAUCAAAUUACAGUGAACUCGGAAGUCUUACACAGUACGAAUUCAACAACGCAAACAUCUCGGCUAAACCCUGAUGAAAUUUUCAAUGUGGAUAUGAAACCAAAUUUAAUGUAUCUUCUUAACCCAUCAGAUCCAAAAUUUGCACUUACGGUUAAUGGGUCUUACCUUCUUGACAACAAAUACUUAUGCUCAUCUGUUUCAAGUUUGACAAUUCUCAUAAUGGUCCUAUCAGCACCAAACAACUUUGAUAGGAGAAAAGCCAUCAGAGAAACGUGGGCAAAUGGAAGCUUCUAUUCUACCUAUGGAACAGCAAGGGUUUUGUUUCUUCUUGGGGUCAUCAAUGAUUCUGAAGUCCAACGUAACAUUGAGAAAGAGUUUAGUCUCUAUGGAGAUAUUUUACAAGGAUCAUUCAUAGACUCUUAUCAUAACUUGUCCCACAAAUCCGUUAUGGGCUAUAAAUGGGUCACUGAACGAUGUAGAAAUGCUAAAUAUGUUAUUAAAACAGAUGACGAUAUAGUAAUCAAUGUGUUCCGAGUUUUAGAAUAUGAUAUUCACACACUGUCCAUUGACCUUUACCAUGUGCAUUGUAUACGAAAAGUCUUUAGCCCUAUUCACAGAGAUAAAGGUAGUAAAGUAUAUGUCGAACCCAACCAGUUUAAGGGAAGGAUAUUUUAUCCACCAUACUGUCAUGGUCAAUAUGUGAUGAUGCUAAAUGUCAUAGUACCAUACUUUUACAAGUCGGCAUCGCAGACUCCUUUGUUUUGGAUUGAUGAUGUAUUUUCAUAUGGUAUUGUAAUGAACAAUAUACCAGCAUUAAAAUACAGAGCAAUAAAACUGGAAGAAUAUGAUGCACCCUCCACUGACAAAAUUUUCCAUUGCUGGACACAAAAAAAGCCAAAGUGGCAUUACAUAUUUCAUGUUAUUCAAGUUGCUAAUCAGAUAGGAGACAUUUGGUCAUCAAUUUCUAGGCAUUAUGUUUAAAAUAACUGACAUGCCAUAUGUUAUCAUUAAUUCUUCGGUAAGGCAUAGAGUUUACAGUUUGUAUUUGGUAUAGAUAGAACUUAAAGUUAACGAGCUAAAAGGACAACAAAACUUAAAGAUGUCAGUCUUAAAAUCACUAGCCCCCUCACCAGUGUGGGUUCGAGUCUCGCUUGGGGUGUUAAAUCCUUCGUGUGAGGAAGCCAUACAGCUGGUGGAGUGUCAGUGGUUCUACCCAGAUGUCCGCCCAUGAAGAAGUAAUGCAAGGAGAUGCACCUGGGGUUUUCUUCAACCAUUAAAAGCUUGAAUGUCACCAUAUGACCUAUAAUUGAGUCGGUGUGACGUUAAACGCAAACUAUAUAUUGGUGGACCCUCGAUUGUUGUGGAAUAGCAAAAUAUGUUAACUUGAUAGUUUGCUUAAUUGCUUCUAAAAAUCCUAAAUACUUUAAAUUUGUACUUUAAUCAUUUGAAACAUUUUAGAUGCAUUAGUUUGUAAUCAUGCGUUUAUUAAUCAAUUAUGUUACCGAAAUUCAUGACUUACAUAUUGUGACUGAUUUCUGCCGUUUCAUCAUACCGUGUUUGCGCGAUUGAACAACUCGACAAAUUAGCGCGCCGAUACGACAGACGUAUUUGCACGCUGGUAUGACGUUUUGGCCUGUUCCUUCCAAACGCGCCAAUAAGCCAGAACGAAAUGGCAUAAAUCAGCUACCAUACAUAUAUUUUAAUCUAAGUAGUCUGUACAAGAGGACAUUUUUCAAUCUGUUUCUGACAUCGAAGCCACUAGUGUGUCUAUAAACUUCUUCGCAGACACUUUGGAUAUUGAUCAAAGGCUAGAAAUUUUCGAUAAGUCGGUUGCAGUAUGAAGAUGAAGUGAAUGAGGUUAUGAAAAAAGAUACUGCGCUCAGCCAAAGUGACGCUAAGGCAUAGGUCUUCGAGAUAAUUAAGAACUUUUAAAGUUACGCCGAAGAAAAAAAUAAUUUGAUGUGGUUCGAUGCCAUGAAUACUGAUCCUCUGUGUUAGGCUGUUAGAAAGAGAGUAAAUCAAUAUAUUGCAACAGAAAACAAUAAAGCGGAGGAAGCUUUGAAGUUAGCUACCUUCUGUUUUUACUGGACAAUUUCGACAUCCCUCUCUGUGUUCAAGAGGACGAAACUGAAUAGAUUCGAUGUCAGUGUUAGAGACAGAACGUUUGCGAGUGCUUCAAGAAUUUAACUAUUUGAUAGCAUUAAGCCGAAAUGCGGAAACACGGACUCGACGCCAUUUAAUUCAAAGUACAAGCUCCAGACAAACAGAUGCUAUUGUGAAAGCCAUGAGAAAAAUAAUUAGAUGAUCUGUAGAUAAAUUACGGCGAGGCGCCUUUGAACUUGAAAACAAAAGAAAGUUCAUCAGAACACAACUUUCUAUCUGAAUCAACCUAGUACGAAAAAUUAAGAAUUAUUUGUUUAUAUACUAGUAGUAUUUACUGUUAGUUUAUACAUUAUUUAUUUUAGGUCGAUUGUGAAGGAAGUUCUACAACUUAUAUUAAUCACUCUCGACACCUCAUUCCUGAUGGAAUCCAUCGCCACGAGGGCAUGAGAGAAGAGGCCAAUUUCCCUUUUAAUGCUGAGCGCCAAGCAACGGAGCCACUGGUACCAUUUUUCGCGUCUUUGGUAUAACGCGGCCGGGGAUCGAACCCACGACCUCCCACUGUUACCAAUACGACCUUUGUUGGUACCAAGAGUAUUAAGGAAGCAGUUUUUGUAUGAAACUGCAAGCGCACUAAGGAGGCAUUUUACGUAUCACUCUGCAGCGGCGGAGAUAACGAAUAUUACAUUAACAGGAGAAAAGUUUUCGUAUUUUGUAUCAUAUGGACUCUUUUGAGCCACAGAAGCCUCCAUUCAGGUCUUUGCCCCACCCCAACCCCCACCCUUCACCCCCAACCCCCUCACACACACACACCCAACUCCCAACUUACCAACCCGCUUGUAAUGGAAUUAAUCUAUUAUAAAUAUUAUGAUAAAAUGCCAAUUAAUGGCCCUUCUUGCGUCUCCCAAAGGCCUUCCUUUCAGUCACAGACAUCUCCCGAAGCCUCUAAAAACAAUUUAAAUCCAUGAAAUGCGUACAACAGUUAAAUAUUCAUAGAAGUGAGUAGAAUAUAUUUUUAUCUCUCUAAGUCCUUGGAAAAGUCAAGCUAACUGAUUUGGGGAUAGCUUUUGCUUUAGAAAUAUUCAAACGACUUAUUUUAGUUGCUGAAUUAUUAUCGAUCAUAAAAAGGCUGUGAUUUUUUUAUAUAUUCCUAUUGUCCAAUUUAUUUGACCUGUCAAAACAUGGACCCGGUUUUCAUUAUAUUCUGUUCGAGCCUAUAUAAGAUUAACAUGAAAGCCGGGAACAUGUUUUGACAGGUCAAUUAAAUAGUACAAUACUCGACCAUAUUUGAUAUAAAUUCGUUCUUUUUCACUUAAAUAUCUGAGUUUACAGAAAUAACUAUUUGUGGUCUUCAUUUGAAGGUUCAUAAUAAUAUGAAUGCCUUUGUAUAAAAUGUGGCUGCCACAUUAUCUGUUAUAAACGUUAAAAACAUUACUUUCUUGUUAAAGUCUAUUUCCAAUAAAUGCUUUCUUGCUGAAUAUACGGAGAAUGUUUUAUUGAUUCUAUUGUUUUUAUUAAUUACGUUUGUUGCUUUAACUAUCAUAAUAGCAGUUCAUGUGCAAUAUUAAAAGUUGUGCUUUUCGAGCCGUGUAAUUACGCAUAACAUCUAUUUUGAAAGCUGUGUUAACUGUUUUAAGGUAAAAUUUUAAAGCAUUAUGGACCUUUAAGGUUUCAACACGCCUAG